GAUUCAAUUGAGGACUAUGAACGCCAAAUCCGCCUGCUAAAGGACGAAAUCUCCAUUUUAUCAGCAGAAAAAAGUGUGCUCCAUGGAAGGUACUGUUUCAAAAAUUCAUGGUUUAGGCUUUCUAGGAGUCGCUCUCCAAGCCCAAUACGUCACUCUAGCAGAUCAUCCAGCCCAUUUACCAGGAGCGAGUCUCCGACAGCAGCCCAGCUUACCAACUCUUCUCGUCACAGCCGACUAAUAUCCAGAUUCAAUGACAUCUAUGCCAAUGAUCGUCUAGAUGCACAGACUCUGUUGAGACGUUACAUAGAUGACCUCGAGAUGGUGCAGAGAAUAAUUUUUAUUGCCACUGUGGAAUCAUUCCAUGCAGCUAAGAUGUCAUAUAGACAAUUUAAACUCCGUGUAAGGAAGUCCCUGUCUCCAUCUCACAUGGGACCCGGAUCCUUGGAAGAUGCUGUGACUGACUAUAUUGUCCGCAACCUGGAUCUUUAUGAUGUCCAGGCCAGUGUUAAUGAUGUGAUCAGUACAAUGAAUAUCAAUCCUAAAAUCUCCUUCCCACCAGAAGUGGACUUUAUUUUAAUCAGCAGCUUCAUCCGAGAGGUGUGCCGUGUGGCAUUUGCCAUGCAGACUCUUGAAGCCCCAUUGGACAUUGCUUUUGCAGUUGAUGGAGAACUCUUUAGUGAAACCAAAUAUCGUCGUACCUAUGAUUCUGAGUUCACUGCACCUCUAGUGUUUUACCAUGUAUGGCCAACCCUGAUGGAAAAUGAUGUUCCUAUAGUCAAGGGAGAGGCAGUGACCAAAAGAGGAGCCCUGAAGAGCAGAAGCAGAAGCUCCAGUCCCCUGCGCUCCCGGUCAGUCAGUCCAGUGUUAACAAUGUCUAUUAUUAUUCAUCUUCAGGCAUCCAGGAGCCGUAGCCCCUCCCCCCGAAGAAGUGGGACCCCAAGUAAGUCGACCAGCAAUUAG
Messenger RNA from Staurois parvus, 960 nucleotides. NCBI's taxonomy places the organism in Eukaryota, Metazoa, Chordata, Amphibia, Anura, Ranidae. The record is from the annotation of a GenBank genome assembly.